GGCCUGCGCGCGCCGCAGUCAGGGGUCACGGUGGCGUCGGCUGUGGCGGGAAACGCUGUUUGAAGCGGCAGGAUGGACGGCAAGCGGCGGCCAGGCCCUGGGCCCGGGGUACCCCCCAAGCGGGCCCGUGGGAGCCUCUGGGAUGAUGAUGACGGUCCGCCGCCAUCGCAGUUCGAGGCGGAGCUGGCCUUGAUGGAGGAGAUGGAGGCGGAGCACAGGCUGCAGGAACAGGAGGAGGAGGAGCUGCAGCCUGCCCUGGAGGGGGCUGCAGACGGGCUGUUCUCCCCAACAGCCAUUGAUCCCCGCUGGCUUCGACCUUCCCCACCCGCCCUGGACCCCCUGACAGAACCCCUCAUCUUCCAGCAGUUGGAGAUCGACCAUUAUGUGGGUACAGCUCGGCCCCUGCCUGGGGCGCCCCCAUCGCCCUGCAACUCCGUGCCUGUGCUCCGAGCCUUUGGGGUCACGGACGAGGGCGUCUCCGUUUGCUGUCACAUCCACGGCUUCGCGCCCUACUUCUACACCCUGGCCCCGCCUGGUUUCAGGCCUGAGCACCUGGCCGACCUGCAGCGCGAGCUGAACGCGGCCAUCAGCCGGGACCAGCGCGGCGGGAAGGAGCUCUCGGGGCCUGCGGUGCUGGGCGUUCUGCUCUGCUCCCGGGAGAGCAUGUUCGGGUACCACGGGCACGGCCCCUCCCCGUUCCUGCGCAUCGCGCUGGCGCUGCCCCGCCUGGUGGCCCCCGCCCGCCGCCUGCUGGAGCAGGGCAUCCGCGUGGCCGGCCUGGGCACCCCCAGCUUCGCGCCCUAUGAGGCCAACAUCGACUUUGAGAUCCGGUUCAUGGUGGACACGGACAUCGUCGGCUGCAACUGGCUGGAGCUCCCUGCGGGGAAGUACUUCCUGAGGCAGACUGAGAAGGCCACGCUGUGUCAGCUGGAAGUGGACGUGUGGUGGUCAGAUGUGAUCAGUCACCCACCGGAAGGGCCGUGGCAGCGAAUCGCACCCCUGCGGGUGCUCAGCUUUGACAUUGAGUGCGCUGGCCGCAAAGGCAUCUUCCCCGAGCCCGAGAAGGACCCCGUGAUCCAGAUCUGCUCUCUGGGACUGCGCUGGGGUGAGCCGGAGCCCUUCCUGCGCCUGGCGCUCACCCUACAGCCUUGUGCCCCCAUCCUGGGCGCCCAGGUGCAGAGCUACGAGCGGGAGGAGGAGCUGCUCCAGGCCUGGUCCACCUUCAUCCGCGCCAUGGACCCCGACGUGAUCACUGGCUACAACAUCCAGAACUUCGACCUGCCCUACCUCAUCUCCCGGGCCCAGACCCUCAAGGUGGACAAGUUUCCCUUCCUGGGCCGCGUGUCCGGCCUCCGCUCCAACAUCCGGGACUCGUCCUUCCAGUCCAAGCAGACGGGCCGGCGGGACAGCAAGGUGGUCAGCAUGGUGGGCCGCGUGCAGAUGGACAUGCUGCAGGUGCUGCUGCGCGAGCACAAGCUGCGCUCCUACACGCUCAACGCCGUGAGCUUCCACUUCCUGGGCGAGCAGAAGGAGGACGUGCAGCACAGCAUCAUCACCGACCUGCAGAACGGCAACGAGCAGACGCGCCGCCGCCUGGCCGUGUACUGCCUCAAGGACGCCUUCCUGCCGCUGCGGCUGCUCGAGCGCCUCAUGGUGCUGGUGAACGCCGUGGAGAUGGCGCGCGUCACUGGCGUGCCCCUGGGCUACCUGCUCAGCCGCGGCCAGCAGGUCAAGGUCGUGUCCCAGCUGCUGCGGCAGGCCAUGCGCGAGGGGCUGCUGAUGCCUGUGGUGAAGACGGAGGGCAGCGAGGACUACACCGGAGCCACCGUCAUCGAGCCCUUGAAAGGAUACUACGACGUCCCCAUCGCCACACUGGACUUCUCCUCGCUGUACCCGUCCAUCAUGAUGGCCCACAACCUGUGCUACACCACGCUCCUGCGGCCUGGGGCCGCCCAGAAGCUGGGCCUGACGGAGGAUCAGUUCAUCAAGACGCCCACGGGGGACGAGUUCGUGAAGGCGUCGGUGCGGAAGGGGCUGCUGCCCCAGAUCCUAGAGAACCUGCUCAGCGCCCGGAAGAGGGCCAAAGCUGAGCUGGCCAAGGAGACAGACCCCCUGCGGCGGCAGGUCCUGGACGGGCGGCAGCUGGCACUAAAAGUGAGCGCCAACUCGGUAUACGGCUUCACCGGUGCCCAGGUGGGCAAGCUGCCGUGCCUGGAGAUCUCACAGAGCGUGACUGGCUUCGGACGCCAGAUGAUUGAGCAGACAAAGCAGCUGGUGGAGGCCAAGUACACCAUAGAGAAAGGCUACAGCUCGGACGCCAAGGUGGUGUAUGGAGACACCGACUCCGUCAUGUGCCGAUUCGGAGUCACCUCUGUGGCCGAGGCCAUGGCCCUGGGGCGGGAGGCCGCGGACUGGGUGUCAGGCCACUUCCCCGCCCCCAUCCGGCUGGAGUUCGAGAAGGUCUACUUCCCUUACCUGCUCAUCAGCAAGAAGCGCUAUGCCGGCCUGCUCUUCUCCUCCCGGCCGGACACCCACGACCGCAUGGACUGCAAGGGCCUGGAGGCCGUGCGCAGGGACAACUGCCCCCUAGUGGCCAAUCUGGUCACUGCCUCCUUGCGCCGCCUGCUAAUUGACAGAGACCCGGAUGGCGCCGUGGCGCAUGCGCAGGAAGUCAUCUCGGACCUGCUGUGCAACCGCAUCGACAUCUCGCAGCUGGUCAUCACCAAGGAGCUGACCCGCGCGGCCGCCGACUACGCCGGCAAGCAGGCCCACGUGGAGCUGGCCGAGAGGAUGAGGAAGCGGGACCCCGGGAGCGCCCCCAGCCUGGGUGACCGCGUCCCCUACGUGAUCAUCAGUGCCGCCAAGGGCGUGGCCGCCUACAUGAAGUCCGAGGACCCCCUGUUCGUGCUGGAGCACAGCCUGCCCAUCGACACGCAGUACUACCUGGAGCAGCAGCUGGCCAAGCCGCUGCUGCGCAUCUUUGAGCCCAUCCUGGGCGAGGGCCGCGCGGAAGCCGUGCUGCUACGCGGGGACCACACGCGCUGCAAGACGGUGCUCACGGGCAAGGUGGGCGGCCUGCUGGCUUUUGCCAAGCGCCGCAGCUGCUGCAUCGGCUGCCGCACCGUCCUCAGCCACCAGGGAGCCGUGUGCAAGUUCUGCCAGCCCCGGGAGUCGGAGCUGUACCAGAAGGAGGUGUCACACUUGAAUGCCCUGGAGGAGCGCUUCUCGCGCCUCUGGACCCAGUGCCAGCGCUGCCAGGGCAGCCUGCACGAGGACGUCAUCUGCACCAGCCGCGACUGCCCCAUCUUCUACAUGCGCAAGAAGGUGCGCAAGGACCUGGAGGACCAGGAGAAGCUGCUGCGCCGCUUCGGGCCCCCUGGCCCCGAGGCCUGGUGACCCCAGCCCCCCCAGAGCAGCUUCCCCGAGGGCAGGCAGGGGUGGCGAUGAAUAAAGUUCAGACCUUUUGCUAC
Talpa occidentalis (Iberian mole) is the source of this 3470-nucleotide messenger RNA. It is a transcript of the gene POLD1, whose product is annotated as DNA polymerase delta 1, catalytic subunit. Gene Ontology annotation, molecular function: DNA-directed DNA polymerase activity; DNA binding; 3'-5'-DNA exonuclease activity. NCBI's taxonomy places the organism in Eukaryota, Metazoa, Chordata, Mammalia, Eulipotyphla, Talpidae. Gene Ontology annotation, cellular component: delta DNA polymerase complex. The coding region runs from base 73 to 3396 and encodes 1107 amino acids. Gene Ontology annotation, biological process: base-excision repair, gap-filling; DNA-templated DNA replication; nucleotide-excision repair, DNA gap filling. The transcript is spliced from 27 exons. The record is from RefSeq and is a predicted model, not a curated record.